Hypoxylon fragiforme is the source of this 1637-nucleotide messenger RNA. RefSeq lists its product as uncharacterized. The record is from RefSeq and is a predicted model, not a curated record. NCBI's taxonomy places the organism in Eukaryota, Fungi, Ascomycota, Sordariomycetes, Xylariales, Hypoxylaceae. The coding region runs from base 461 to 1291 and encodes 276 amino acids. The transcript is spliced from 4 exons.
AUAAAGAGUAAAGCUUAUGUGUGAAUAGAGGCAGGACUUGAGGCUAGAAAGCAUCGUUUCUGUGCUUGAUUCGUCCACCUGGUUUAAUAGCUAGAGCUUGGCAUCAGGAAAUAAACAUCUAGACCUUGGAGAAAUUGAAGCUGAGAUCAGCAAUGUACACGAUGCGGCAUAGUAGGUAGUUGAACGUGAGAGUAGAGGAAGGGCUAGAACGGGAUCCCUCUUCGACUCAAUCAGGAAACUUGGGAGAAAGACAUUUUUAAUCUCGUACUGGUACUCUGCAUCUGGUGAUAUGUCGAGUAUAAGAAGGCAGUGGCCAGCUCGAGUAAACCACAUAACACUCCUGAACUCAUCAUCACAACCGCCUCUUAUUCAGUUUGCGACUCCGGCAUCUUCCUCACACGUCCCUGCUUCAUAAAUACCUGGACUUGUCUCUAGAUCUCAUCGUUUCUCGGUCUUCAACAUGAGACUGACAUCGAUCCUCGGCAUCUCUGCCGCCCUCAUUGGGUCUUCCCUCGGGACCACCCAGAUUCCUGGAUCUUGGUUUCACGAUGAUGAUGGAUUCGGCAAGGGCCAUAAAGCCGCGAUGGCCGCAGUGCCUAUGUUCCAUUUCGGCCGUCCCCACGGCUCCAACCCGUGCUACCCCGAGUCUGCGCAGAUAAACGGUAACCAGGUCAAUGGAAACGAUCCAGAUCUAGGGAACUGGGCAAACCUGGGCCGCGGCUGUGCAGACCCAGGAAAAUGGCUCAGCCCAAAGAGCGGCGGCCCGCUGCAGGGAAACCCCUUUCCAGUGUACUACACGGUCAACCAAUGCCAGGACCACGAGUUCCGCGUGACUUACAGUAUCUACUUCAAGCAUGACUCUGGACACAAGAGCGACUGGGAGGGUGUCACGGUGGUCUGGCAGGGCGACAACAAUAACAUGUGGACGAGGACCCGACUCAUGCUAGGCCAGCACGGCGGAUAUGACGUGAAGAACUGGGGUGAUAUCCAGAACACGUUCAACGAUAAAAAUGACCAAUCGACGAACGGCGCCAAGGGCCGUGAUCAUGCAAAGAUCUAUGUCGGCGCCUUUUAUCACGCCAUCUUCCACACUCGCAAGACAUCCAUCGACACCGCUGACCCUGCCGAUAAGCAAGCCGAGUUCCGUUCCAACGAUUGGUUCAUCUGGCCCUGGGACAGCUUGGUCCAGCCUGGCUCCCUUAUCAACCCCAACUGGGUCUGGGGAGAAGCCGACACGAACCCACCCACGCUUAGCAACCCCAGCAAGGGGCAGUACAUCUGCAAGCACUGAUGAGCGCCACGAGUAUGAGCACCUACACUUAACUAUGCGGAUAGUAAGUAUAGGUGAUAUAUACUAUUGCAUCACAUAUCUGGGGCUCGGAAAAGCUUUGAGAAGCGCGGCAUUGGAUAUUCGACUUGCUAUGACGUGUUUAUUCUAAGAGGAAAUAUGCUUGGACGGCUGCGAUAAUUCCUUAUGUGGCUUUCCCCCUUUUUCUUUCAUUUUCUUAUUUUCUUUCUUUCUUCCUCUUAUAAGUUACUUGGUGUAUUUGUUUGUAUAUAGGUUAAGGAGCAUUAUUAGAGAUAUAUACAUAUAGUGUUGGUGAUAACUUGCAUAGCUAUCGAAGACACAUGAAGUU